AUGCUGUCUGUAACUGCUACUCCGUCUUCUUCGCUUCUCAGCCUUCACUCCUGCAACGACACGUUGCCCCUCCCCCAUUUUCCCUCCAUUAGGUACUCAUUUUCUAGGGUUUCAAAAAAUUUCGAGCGUAACAUCCCGAACCUGAGAUUCUGCAAAAUUUCUUGCAGACUUGCUAAAGUAAAAGAGGCUAUUUCUACGACAAAUCCUGACUCUUUAAUCAAAGAACCUCACAAAUACUUUGAUCAAGUAAUAAUCUCCGUCCGAUCAGGAGAUGGAGGACACGGUGCAAUUCUUAACAUGCCUAAUCAGAGUAACAAUGCUAGUAGGGGAAAACAGGAGAAAAAGAGGAGAAAUAAGAGCUCGUAUAAAAGAGAUUUUGAUGGAUCGUUAAUUCUUCCUGUGGGUGGACAUGGAGGUGAUGUAUUAAUAUAUGCGGACGAAGGAAUAGAUACUCUACUGGAGUUUCAUAGCAAAAGUAGAUUUAAUGCGAAACGCGGUGGAAAUGUUGACGCUAUGGGUGUUUUAACUUCUCAAUUGCGUAAUGGAUUCGCUGCCCCGGCUUUGCGUAUUCCUGUGCCUGUAGGUACGGUUGUGAAGCGUAAAAGAGGGAAGUUGUUGGCUGAUUUAGCGCAACCGUGGGAUGAAAUACUAGUUGCGAGGGGUGGACAAGGAGGGAUUAGCUUGAUUGAAGCCCCAGAGCGUCGAAAGAAAAGAUUAAUGGCUGUAACAACGAAUGUGAUGAGAGAUGAUAGUGAUAAGGUUUUAAUUCUCGGUCAGCCUGGGGAGGAGGUCAGUUUAGAGUUGAUUCUACGAGUCGUUGCUGAUGUUGGUCUGGUGGGACUUCCAAAUGGUGGAAAAUCUACCCUUUUAGCAGCCAUUACGCUGGCAAAGCCAGAUAUUGCCGAUUAUCCUUUCACAACUUUGAUGCCAAAUCUUGGACGCCUCAAUGGUGACCCAACUUUAGGAGCAGGGAUGUAUUCAUCUGAAGCAACAUUGGCAGAUUUGCCAGGCCUUAUAGAAGGUGCUCAUUUGGGGAAGGGUCUGGGUCGCAAUUUCCUGAGGCACCUUAGAAGGACUCAUGUAUUGGUCCAUGUUGUUGAUGCAGCAGCUGAGGACCCUGUGAAUGAUUACAGAACUGUCAAAGAAGAAUUGAGGAUGUACAACCCGGAGUACCUUGAAAGGCCAUAUGUAGUGGUGCUAAAUAAGAUCGACCUGCCUGAAGCAAGGGAUAGGCUUCCGUCUUUGACUGAGGAAAUAUCAAGAAUCGGUACUGAUGAGGUGCCUUCUGAGCCAAAAAUAACAUCAAAAGGUGUAGUUCAUUCAUUGUCCACUGAAGAUGGCAGCGAAGAUAAGUUGUCUCCUCAGAUAACCAAUGAAGAUAAAAGGGAUAAAGAGAUAGAGGACUAUCCUCGUCCCCUCGCUGUUCUGGGCGUUAGUGUUCUUCCUUAUAAUGCUAGAAAUGAUGCUUACAAGAUAAAAGAGAAAAGAAUCGGGGUAAAUGAGAUGUUGAAGGAGAUAAGGGCUGCCUUAAGGAAGUGCAGAGAUUCUAAUGAUGCAUUGGAGACCAUGAGAGCAUGA
Molecule: messenger RNA, 1578 nt
Organism: Dovyalis caffra
Lineage: Eukaryota; Viridiplantae; Streptophyta; Magnoliopsida; Malpighiales; Salicaceae
Source: the annotation of a GenBank genome assembly